This is a messenger RNA of Acanthisitta chloris (rifleman), 4795 nucleotides long. It is a transcript of the gene TENM4, whose product is annotated as teneurin transmembrane protein 4. Gene Ontology annotation, cellular component: neuron projection. Gene Ontology annotation, biological process: heterophilic cell-cell adhesion; neuron development. NCBI's taxonomy places the organism in Eukaryota, Metazoa, Chordata, Aves, Passeriformes, Acanthisittidae. The transcript has 14 exons. Gene Ontology annotation, molecular function: cell adhesion molecule binding; protein heterodimerization activity; protein homodimerization activity. The record is from RefSeq and is a predicted model, not a curated record. The annotation marks the transcript as partial.
GCAUGCGUGUGUGAUUCGAGGCCAGGUGAUGACGGCAGAUGGAACCCCUCUGGUUGGAGUGAACAUCAGCUUUGUCAACAAUCCUCUGUUUGGAUACACAAUCAGCAGACAAGAUGGCAGCUUUGAUCUCGUUACCAUUGGUGGAAUCUCCAUUAUCCUGCACUUUGAACGGGCUCCCUUCAUCACCCAGGAGCACACACUGUGGUUGCCAUGGGAUCGCUUCUUCGUGAUGGAAACCAUAGUCAUGAGGCAUGAAGAGAAUGAAAUCCCAAGCUGUGAUCUCAGUAACUUCGCCCGGCCCAACCCUGUGGUCUCCCCAUCUCCACUGACAGCUUUUGCAACUUCCUGCUCAGAGAAAGGUCCUAUUGUUCCUGAAAUCCAGGCUCUACAGGAGGAGAUUAAUGUUUCCGGCAGUAAAAUAAAAGUGAGUUACCUGAGCAGUCGCACAGCUGGCUACAAAUCAGUCCUGAGGAUCAGCAUGACCCACCCCACCAUCCCCUUCAACCUCAUGAAAGUCCACCUCAUGGUGGCUGUUGAGGGUCGCCUCUUCAGGAAGUGGUUUGCAGCAGCUCCAGACCUGUCCUAUUAUUUCAUCUGGGAUAAGACAGACGUCUACAGCCAGAAGGUGUAUGGGCUCUCAGAAGCCUUCGUUUCAGUAGGUUAUGAGUAUGAAUCCUGUCCAGACUUGAUCCUGUGGGAGAAGAGGACAGCUGUGCUUCAGGGUUAUGAAAUUGAUGCUUCCAAACUUGGAGGAUGGUCCUUGGACAAACACCAUGCCCUCAACAUACAAAGUGGCAUCUUGCACAAAGGAAAUGGGGAAAACCAGUUCAUUUCCCAGCAGCCACCUGUAAUUGGAAGCAUUAUGGGCAAUGGCCGUAGACGUAGUAUCUCUUGUCCAAGCUGCAAUGGUCUGGCAGAUGGGAACAAACUCCUGGCUCCUGUUGCCCUAACAUGUGGGUCUGAUGGAAGUCUUUAUGUUGGAGAUUUCAACUACAUCCGAAGGAUCUUUCCCUCUGGCAAUGUCACCAACAUACUGGAGCUGAGAAAUAAAGAUUUCAGACAUAGCCACAGCCCAGCUCAUAAGUAUUACUUGACCACAGAUCCAAUCACUGGCUCCAUCUACCUCUCCGACACCAACAGCCGGCGUAUCUAUAAAAUCAAGUCAACCACAUCAGUGAAAGACAUUGUGAAGAAUUCAGAGGUCCUGGCUGGAACUGGGGAUCAGUGCCUCCCGUUUGAUGAUACCCGCUGUGGAGAUGGAGGCAAGGGCACUGAUGCCACACUUACAAAUCCCAGGGGCAUCACCGUGGACAAGUUUGGGCUGAUUUACUUUGUGGAUGGCACUAUGAUCAGGCGGAUUGAUCAGAAUGGGAUCAUCUCAACUGUGUUGGGUUCCAAUGACUUGACAUCUGCUCGGCCUCUCAGCUGUGACUCUGUCAUGGACAUUUCUCAGGUUCGUCUAGAAUGGCCCACGGAUCUGGCAGUCAAUCCCAUGGAUAACUCACUCUACGUCCUCGACAAUAACGUUGUGUUACAGAUCUCUGAGAACCACCAAGUGCGCAUCGUGGCAGGGAGGCCCAUGCAUUGCCAGGUGCCAGGCAUGGAUCACUUUCUCCUUAGCAAGGUGGCAAUCCAUGCUACACUGGAGUCUGCCACUGCCCUGGCUGUCUCACAUAACGGGGUCCUGUAUAUUGCUGAGACUGAUGAGAAGAAGAUCAACCGCAUCAGGCAGGUCACCACCAAUGGAGAGAUUUCUCUCGUCGCUGGUGCACCAAGCAGCUGUGACUGCAAGAAUGAUGCUAACUGUGACUGCUUUUCAGGGGAUGAUGGCUAUGCCAAGGAUGCCAAACUCAAUGCACCAUCUUCCCUUGCGGUGUGUGCAGAUGGGGAGCUGUAUGUGGCUGAUCUUGGAAAUAUCCGAAUCCGCUUUAUUCGGAAAAACAAGCCAUUCCUCAACACUCAAAAUCUCUAUGAGUUAUCCUCACCCAUAGACCAGGAACUCUACUUGUUUGACACCAGUGGGAAGCACCUUUAUACUCAGAGCCUUACCACUGGAGAUUAUCUUUACAAUUUUACUUAUUCUGGAGAUGGAGAUAUAACCCUGAUCACUGACAAUAAUGGCAACUUGGUCAAUAUCCGAAGAGAUUCCACAGGGAUGCCCCUCUGGCUGGUGGUGCCUGAUGGCCAAGUCUACUGGGUGACAAUUGGCACCAAUAGUGCACUCAAGAGUGUAACAACACAGGGGCAUGAAGUAGCCAUGAUGACUUACCAUGGCAACUCUGGUCUCCUUGCCACUAAAAGCAACGAAAAUGGCUGGACAACAUUUUAUGAGUAUGACAGCUUUGGCCGCCUGACCAAUGUGACCUUCCCUACUGGCCAAGUGAGCAGCUUCCGCAGCGAUACCGACAGCUCUGUGCAUGUCCAGGUGGAAACCUCCAGCAAGGAUGAUGUUACAAUAACAACCAAUUUGUCAGCAUCAGGAGCCUUCUACACCCUGCUUCAAGACCAAGUCCGAAACAGCUAUUACAUUGGUGCUGAUGGCUCUCUCAGACUGAUGCUCGCUAAUGGCAUGGAGGUGGCCCUGCAAACUGAGCCACAUCUGCUGGCUGGCACCGUCAACCCCACAGUGGGGAAGAGGAAUGUCACCCUGCCCAUUGACAACGGGCUCAAUCUCGUGGAGUGGAGGCAGAGGAAAGAGCAAGCAAGAGGGCAGGUCACCGUCUUUGGGCGUCGGCUGAGGGUUCACAACAGAAACCUGCUGUCCCUUGACUUUGAUCGUGUGACAAGGACAGAAAAAAUCUAUGAUGACCACCGCAAGUUCACGCUCCGCAUCCUCUAUGACCAAGCAGGGAGGCCCAGUCUCUGGUCACCCAGCAGCAGACUGAACGGGGUCAAUGUCACCUAUUCCCCAGGAGGACACAUUGCAGGGAUUCAGAGGGGCACAAUGUCAGAAAGGAUGGAGUAUGAUCAGUCUGGCAGAAUUACAUCCAGGAUCUUUGCUGAUGGCAAAUCAUGGAGCUACACUUACUUGGAGAAGUCCAUGGUGCUGCUCCUUCACAGCCAGAGACAGUACAUCUUUGAGUUUGACAAGAAUGACCGGUUGUCAUCAGUGACCAUGCCCAACGUUGCCCGUCAGACUUUAGAGACCAUUCGGUCCAUUGGUUACUACAGGAACAUUUAUCGGCCACCAGAAGGCAACGCUUCAGUAAUUCAGGAUUUCACAGAGGACGAGCAGCUCCUCCACACUUUGUACUUGGGUACGGGGAGACGUGUCAUCUACAAGUAUGGAAAGUUGUCCAAGUUGGCCGAGAUGCUCUACGACACCACAAAGAUCAGUUUCACUUAUGAUGAAACUGCUGGCAUGCUGAAGACCAUAAACUUGCAGAAUGAAGGGUUCACCUGUACUAUCAGGUACAGACAGAUAGGACCCCUCAUUGAUCGACAGAUUUUCCGCUUCACUGAGGAAGGCAUGGUGAAUGCACGCUUUGACUAUAAUUAUGACAACAGCUUUCGGGUGACCAGCAUGCAAGCAGUCAUCAACGAGACACCUUUACCUAUUGAUCUCUACAGGUAUGAUGAUGUAUCAGGCAAAACUGAGCAAUUUGGUAAAUUUGGAGUCAUUUACUAUGAUAUCAACCAGAUUAUCACCACUGCUGUCAUGACUCACACUAAACAUUUUGAUGCCUAUGGCAGGAUGAAGGAGGUCCAGUAUGAGAUAUUCCGGUCUCUCAUGUACUGGAUGACUGUGCAGUAUGACAACAUGGGGAGAGUGGUUAAGAAAGAGCUGAAGGUUGGCCCUUAUGCGAACACAACUAGGUACUCAUAUGAGUAUGAUGCUGAUGGCCAGUUGCAGACAGUGUCUAUCAAUGACAAACCACUCUGGCGUUACAGCUAUGACCUAAAUGGAAACCUGCAUUUGUUGAGUCCAGGGAAUAGUGCCCGCCUUACACCACUCAGGUAUGACCUCAGGGAUAGGAUUACUAGACUGGGGGAUGUGCAGUACAAAAUGGAUGAAGAUGGCUUCCUGAAGCAAAGGGGCAAUGACAUUUUUGAGUACAGUUCAGCUGGCCUGCUCAUCAAAGCAUACAAUAAAGCUAGUGGGUGGAGUGUGAAGUACCGCUAUGAUGGCCUGGGAAGGAGAGUCUCCAGCAAAACUAGCCAUGGCCAUCACUUGCAGUUCUUCUAUGCAGAUCUGACCAACCCAACCAAGGUCACCCAUUUAUACAACCACUCGAGCUCUGAGAUCACCUCGCUCUACUAUGACCUGCAAGGCCACCUCUUUGCAAUGGAGCUCAGCAGUGGUGAUGAAUUCUACAUAGCCUGCGAUAACAUUGGCACUCCUUUGGCUGUCUUCAGUGGGACUGGCUUAAUGAUCAAGCAGAUACUGUACACAGCAUAUGGGGAGAUCUAUAUGGACACUAAUCCCAACUUCCAGAUCAUUAUUGGCUACCAUGGAGGACUGUAUGACCCCCUUACCAAGCUUAUCCACAUGGGACGGAGAGAUUAUGAUGUGCUAGCGGGUCGGUGGACAAGUCCAGACCAUGAUAUGUGGAAGCAUCUGAGUAGCAAUAACAUAAUGCCUUUCAACCUGUAUAUGUUCAAAAACAACAACCCCAUUAGCAACUCUCAAGAUAUCAAAUGCUACAUGACAGAUGUCAACAGCUGGCUGCUCACCUUUGGGUUCCAGCUACACAACGUCAUCCCCGGCUACCCCAAGCCAGACAUGGAUGCAAUGGAGCCAUCCUAUGAGCUAAUCCACACACAAAUGAAAACACAAGAAUGGGACAAUAGCAAG